Amphiprion ocellaris (clown anemonefish) is the source of this 4598-nucleotide messenger RNA. It is a transcript of the gene ankrd40, whose product is annotated as ankyrin repeat domain 40. Lineage: Eukaryota; Metazoa; Chordata; Actinopteri; Pomacentridae. The transcript is spliced from 5 exons. The coding region runs from base 397 to 1653 and encodes 418 amino acids. The record is from RefSeq and is a predicted model, not a curated record. Gene Ontology annotation, molecular function: protein binding.
CCCGCCCCCCCCCCGACGAGGCGGUGGUGUUUCUUGGCAGCACACCGACGGAUCUCUGACACGGCUGGCGAAUUGAAUGAGUGCACCGGGUGCUGGCAGCGGCACCGUAACGUGAACUAAACGGCAGAAAUAAAUGGCGAGCGCGGAACUUUUCGUGUAAACGCCAGAAAACACCGCGAACCCGGAGCGAGAUCAGCCGGAACCGAGUGGCGGCCACAAGCUAGCAGCUAGCCAGUCGGUGGGGUUAGCCGGGGAGCUAAUGCUAGCUGACAAGUCUCUUUUCAGUGAACUCGUGGGGCAUUAGCGGGGAAAUUAUCGUUUAAACAGUAGUGGCAACUUAUUCAGCGAGGCCUGCGUGUAUCCUAUGAUCUCACGUCGCUAGUUGUCGGUACCAAAAUGUCCACGACUUCGUUGGAUAAGGAAUUACAGGAGCGACUGAGAGAGGCGUCUGCCAUCGGGGACAUCGACGAAGUGCGGUCACUGGUGGAGAGUGGGGUGAAUGUGAACUCCCAGAACGAAAUCAAUGGAUGGACGUGCCUGCACUGGGCAUGCAAGAGGAAUCAUAAGCACAUAGUGUCCUACUUACUCAGUUGUGGAGCAGACAAAGAAAUCCUCACGGCUAAGGAUGAGUUGGCCUCGCAGCUCACGUCCAAACCAGAGAUCAAACGACUGUUAGGAGUUGAGGUGGAGGAAGUGCCUGAAGUCAAGGAGCCUGAGUUGCCAAUCAUCCCCAGCUACCUGUCUAACCCACCCUUCAUGUAUUCUAAGAUGGACAACAAGUCAGAGGUCAUCCUUACCCAGCACCUUACACAAAAUGGCUCCGGAGAACACGGUGAAGACACACAAAGCGAUUCGGCCUCUAUUUCCCCAACGCAUGAGCCUCAGAAAUCCCAGAGCCUGGUCUCCGACAGCCCCACUCCUCCAACAAACCCCACCGUCAGCCACAGCCAAGCUCAAGCUGGGGAGUUCAUUCCUGUGGCCGAGCAAAAUGGUGUGUCACCGAACAUGGCCUCGUCCCACAAUCACACUGUGGUUAACUGCACGGUGCCCAUGGACCUGUCAGUCGAGCCUCACCUCAUCAACCACACUGACUACCCGCAUGCAGUGGCACACAACGGCACCAUGUGUUCACCCCCGCUGGCUUCACCCAGCCCCGGGUUGGCUAGCAGCAGCAGCAGCCAGGUCCAAGCCCCGGUGGCCAGCACUAACCCGACAGUGAGCAGGCAGCAGUCCAUCCCACAGCAGCUGAGUUACGGCCAGGCAGGUGGGCCCAUGCCAGCCUUCCAGCCUUUCUUCUUCACCAGCACCUUCCCUGUCAACGUACAAGAGUUGGUGCUGAAGGUGCGCAUCCAGAACCCCAACGCACGAGAGAACGACUUCAUCGAGGUGGAGCUGGACCGCCAGGAGCUCACCUAUCGCUCCCUCCUGAGAGUCUGCUGCCGUGAGCUGGACAUCAGCGCUGAACACGUGGAGAAGAUCCGCAAGCUGCCAAACACCAUGUUGAGAAAGGACAAGGACGUGGCUCGGCUGCAGGACUUUCAGGAGCUGGAGGUUGUGUUGGAGAAAGCAGAAGGCCUGUCCCUGUUCUCCGGGGCGGGGGGCUUAACAGACAGACCCUGCUACAACAUGAAGGCCUCCCGCCUCACGUACUAGAGCUACCACAUGGCCUGAGGUCUCCCUGCUUACCAUGGGCUUCUGUAGCUACCCUCCAGCAACCGUAACUAGUUGCCUGCCCAGGCCCCUUGUUCCAGCUUUGUUCGGCUUUGGUGUUUUGCCAAUUUCCUGACUGGGAUUUGUUUUUUCAACUGUAGCUAUUGUCCUCCUCCUGUCCUCUGGCCCUCCCGCCGCUUUAGUGUACCCAACCAGUUGUAAGCGAUUACUGAUGCAUGGUGUCCUCGGUUAUGUGCGAAAGUAUUUGGGCCUCUCUCUCUCCUCUCUUUAUCUUUCUCUCCUCCCACUGCACUUUGUGCCAAGGCUCCAGUGGGACAACAGAGGGGGACGUUGGCUCGUCUUCCUUAUGGGCUGGACUUGAACGGGAUUCUGCAAUAGCCUUACAUGGACACGUUUCUACACCGGCUGUGGACUUUGGUCGUGGAGGACCACGGUCCGAGACGAGCAGAGGACGACGGGACGGGUUUACGUAACUGAUACGAUCAUUUUCAGUCCACAGAAUGGGACUGGAGAUGCAGCACAGUCGACUACUUGCACACAGCAACCUGGAUUUCUAGCAAACAGACCUAUAUCAGAUAUUCUCACUUAUGUACACACUUUCAUACAUGCUGUAGGCAGAAACCUUAGUGUCUUUCCUGCAGAUGGUGUCCGUUAUUGGCCUAAUUAUUAAGGUGGAGUUCAUCUCACAGCAGGUGAGGUUUAGGUAUCUUUGACUAAUAGUAUUUUAUUGGCUGAUCACUUAAACGAUGCUUUAAUCUGUAUCCCCACAAGGAUGGACACGUUUCUCUUCAUAUUUAAAUCAUUCAGUCACAGACUGCUAAAGGUUUUUUAGUUCUGUUUGGGGUAUCUGUCUGUCUUUUGGGUUUUUCAUGUGAGACAAAAAGCUUAAUUUACAUAAUAUAGAUACAAGUGCAACAACUUGAAGCAGGACUAUUUUAUUUUUCAUUUUUUUUAUGAUGCAUAAGCAUUCAAGUUCUGUUGAGUCAGCAGAACACUUAAACCAUCAGCUGCGAAGUAUUUAUAUUUAAUUAAAAGUUGAUUCUUGCUAAUAAAGCGAGAACCUGCAUCACGUUUCAGCGACGAGGAUCGAGUCCCAGCAGAGGCUGAGUUUGAGGCUCCCACUUGAUUUUUUUUUCAAGCCGUCUGUUGAACGUUUUCAGUUGCUGUCGUCGUGUUUAACUGUGAUUAGAAUCAAAACCAAAAACUAACCUAGCCAGCAAAGGUACUAACUGCAGAACAAACUAUCACUGCUUCAGAACAAAACGCUGCCUCAAAACAGGAGGACAGAAAAUAAGAGAUGGAAAAGGACAUAAAUAUCCUGGGUUUUAUCAGUUUGUGCUUCCUUAUUCCUCCGACAUUAAUACAAAUGUUAUCUUUUGUUUUUCUCUGGUGCACCGUCACCUCAGUUUGAACCUGUUAUACGGUGACUAGACUUUUAAUUUAACAACUAAAGACAACACAGAACAUCAAUGCAGGGCUUUAGUUUGUUUAGCAAGGCCAAUGUAGAGUUUUUGUUAGAUUUUUGAGUUUUAUUAGUGUUUUCUAAUUGGUAGCCUAAUGGAGAUGAGUAUGAACUCUAAUGGCUGAAUAUAUCGUAGAGAUGACGACGUUUAUGCUGCUUUCAUCAUCACCUGAUAUUCCUUUGGAUGCUGGGGCUCGUUUGUUUUAAACGGUAGGCGGACGCUAAACGUCCCACAAUCAAAGUUUCUACCCAGUGGUAACUGUUUACUGUUCAAAAUGUAUACCUGAAGCUCUUACUGUAUUUGUAUGUUUUAUGAUCUAUUUUUUAUUAAUUUGUAUAUAUUUUUAACCAGCUAGGCCUGUUGUGUUUGUGUCAAAAAAAAAAGAAAAGAAGUCUAGUAUUGUGCAGGAGAGUCGAAGAAACACUGAGAUGCUGUUGAAGCGAAGUGCAAUGUGAGGGGAGGAGAAUGUGUCUGGAGAAAAGCAGGAAGGACCACCGAGAGUGCUUAUUUUACGUUCACAACUAUGUUAAACGCUUUAUUAAGUGACAACGUGCCACAUGUGGAAGUCAGGUUGGGUGAGAGAAUGGGAGGAAACUACCGCGGGUCACUGAGAGCAGCAUGCUAGCGGUCGGUUUUUAUAGAAUCCGGUUUGAUUCUGUUGAAAGAAGAUGACUAACAUUGUAUUUGUUGGGUUGCUUAUUGUUCUAGAAAAAGCAGAAUACAGUUUGACUUAACCUAUGCAUUCAGAGUCUGAUAUUUUUAUAUACGGUACGUUCUGUGUACUUGUAGAAAAGAUCUUAGGCAUUGUUCAAAUUGUGUUUAACUCGUUCUGGAGACCUGUAUCUGUUCUUUGAUAAAAGCAUGGUAAAUUACUGGAUCUUUUCCAUCUUUUUUUGAACGUUCUGAUCAGUUUAUACUCACAUUUAGAAUGAAGUGACCGUUAUUUGUGUUGUGCUGCUUCUGCUGCAGGUUCCAGCUCACUGAAACAGCCACUAGAGGGAGCACACGAGCAAAUGUUGGCAUUAAAUGAGCCACAAUCUGCGGAACUUCUGGGGAUAACAAGAAGGUUGUAAUUUAUUUGGAUCAUUUAAAGUCUAAAGCUGGUCCAUAAUAUCUUUAUAUUGACAUUUAAAAGUCUUUCUAUGUCCUUCCUGUGUAUCUCAUAAUUGCAGCACUUUAGGGGUCAUUGUUAAAGCUAAUCUACAUACCAGAUGCUUCUCAUGGAUUUUAAAUAUCUAAAAAAUUCUGCUUCAGUGCUCAUUUUUGUACUGAUGUUGCACAGGUUGGGUGAAGAAUGUGUCAUCUUUAACAAUCAUAUUUUUUUCCCCCCUCAUUAAUAAUUUCAUUGUUGAAAUUCCACAAGGCAUUUAGUGAAAUUUGAAAGUGUAGCAGAGUCAGUGGGGAUUUACAGACACUCAUAUUUGGAUUACACAUUGAUUCUAAUAAACGACAGAAUAAUAAAUA